CUUCUUCGAAAUGUCGCAGUAUGAAGUGUUUGAGAGAGAAACGGAGCGGAUAAUGGCGCUGUUGACAAACACAGCCCGGACUGAACUCUACAGAGUGUUUGGUUAUCAGGCUGCAGUAGCAGUACACAGUAAUGAUGAGAGUAAUAAUAAUAAUACUGGUUCUGAUUCACAGCUCCGACUGGCGGAACUUACCUCAAUCAUGGAAUCGUUGGCGAAGGAGGCAGCUCGACGAAUAUGCCAGCUGUUCAAGGUUUGCUAUGAGGUAAAACAGUGUAAUCCAGUGAACUUGGACACUACAACACCAGAUUUAAAGGACACAGCUGUACAACCCAUGGAUGCUCAGACAGCCAUACCUGAAGGAACUGUGUGUCUCUUAGUGAGUGGGCAGAAUGAGUCACUGGUUCCUUUACCAGCAACAACACCUCCACAGGACAAUAUAAUCCCACAGGAUCAGUGCCCUGGCCAUAAGAAAGACGACUCUACAGCCGUUAGUGCUCCUGUCAAGGUGGAUGAUGGCCGAAAUCAAAUCCAAGUCCUUCUAAUAAAAGAAAGCACGGAUGAAGAUGAGGAUACAAUAAUAACACCAGAUGCGCAAACCAGCGUUCAACCAGAAGAUCCAAAGGAAAUAAUGUCAUACAAAUGUGAUGUGUGUAACAAGACAUUUUCAAAGCUGUAUUACCUGAAGCGGCACAAGGAAAUCCACACCAAAAUAUACAAUCACACCUGCAGCAAGUGUGGGAAGAAAUACAGAUUCCUGAAAGCACUAAACAAGCACCUCUUGUCUCAUGGCGUGAAGAAGAACUCGACACAUCCCUGCUCGACGUGCGGCAAAAGCUUCGUGGAUCUAGCAAAGCACAAACUCACUCACUUAAGUGUAAAACCGUAUCUUUGCGGCGUGUGUGGGAAAGAAUUCACUCUGGAGUCUGUUCUCCUGGCACACCAGAGACUUCACACGGGGGAAAGGCCGUACCAGUGUGAAAUGUGUGGCAGACGCUUCGCACAAUCGAGCACCCUUCACGUUCACAAGAGGAUCCAUUCUGAGGAGAAGCCGUGGACGUGCAGCUUGUGCGAUAAGACCUUUAGGAGACAGACUGGUUUGAAAAACCACCAGCUGGUUCACACGGGGGAGAAGCCGCACACCUGUGAAACAUGCGGGCAGAAGUUUGGGCUCAGGGCGAAUCUGAGAAGACACACGCUCAGUCACUUGGGCAUGAAGCCGUACGUGUGCAAGAUCUGUGGUAAAAGCUACAGCCAGAUGACCAUGCUAAAGCAGCACAUGCCGGUCCACGGGGGGGCAAAAUCCUUCAUGUGUGAGAUGUGCGGUAAGACCUUUGUGUAUAAUUACGCCCUAAGAAAGCACAUGCAGACACACGUGGGGGUUAGAAAAGAACGACACGAGAAGCACGCUCAUCGCUGUGAUGUAUGUGGAAAGUGCUACAGCUCUAGUUACACUUUCAAAAUGCACCAGCGUAUUCACUCCGAGAACAAUCCUUUCACCUGUAAGAUCUGUGGGAAGAUCUUUAACAGUAUGGGCAGCUUGUACACACACGAGCAGCGCCACACAAGAGUAAACGUUUACCAGUGUGAGCUCUGCAAAAAGACCUUCCUGAACAAGUCCUAUCUCAAAGUCCACGAGUCCUUGCACACCAAACAAAAGAUCCACAAAUGUGACCUGUGUGGGAAAGGAUUCAGUCUUCCUAACGGACUUAAGGUGCACAUGCUCAUUCACACGGGUGAAAAACCGCACAAGUGUGAACUGUGUGGCAUGUCCUUUCGCAACGUUGGCAAUCUGCGAAGGCACAAGCGUGUUCACACUGGUGAGAAGCCGUAUAGCUGUGAGGUCUGUGGAAAAAGCUUCAGCCAGCCUAACAAUGUCAAGGCUCACAUGCAGAUCCACACCGGAAUAAAGCCGUACACGUGUGAGAAAUGUGGGAAACAGUACGCUUAUGUUAGGAAUUAUAAUGAUCACAAAUGUGUGCCUCUUUAA
Messenger RNA from Trichomycterus rosablanca, 1987 nucleotides. Its product is annotated as zinc finger protein 883-like. Bases 11 to 1987 code for a protein of 658 amino acids. The transcript is spliced from 5 exons. NCBI's taxonomy places the organism in Eukaryota, Metazoa, Chordata, Actinopteri, Siluriformes, Trichomycteridae. The record is from RefSeq and is a predicted model, not a curated record.